AUGAUUGAGGCUCUCUAUAUAGCCGAUACUACCAACACACUUGUGUUCGAGUACCUUAUAUCGAGAUCUGCGCCUUCAUUCAAGUCUCUCUGGGGAGUAAUCGAAACAAAUAUCCCCACCACUGGAUCAGAGCUCGAAUUCGAUAGUGUGGUUCCCUUCAUCAAAAUCAAUCAGGAUUACUUUGUGUGCUACCAAAACACAUCCCUGCUCACCGUGUAUGUGUUGUGUUCCACCGAGCAGAACCCAAACCCGUUGGGCCCCAUAGUGUUCGUCACACGGUUAUUGGCGGCAAUGGAAGAUUACUUUGGAAGUCCAUUGGCAGUAUCCAAGAUCGAUGCCAAUAAUGACACGUUGUAUCUUCUUAUCAAUGAAAUGGUGGAUGAUGGGAUCCCCGUAGUAACCGACGCAAACCAAUUGCGUGACCUCAUCCCGUUCAAGAGCUUGUUGUCGAGGAUAUUGACCACCACCAAUGAAUUGGCCCUGGCCAAGAGUUUGGGUGCCUUGGCUGGUUCCAUGCUGCUGACCAAGUCUGGACCUUCAUUCGGUGGCGCAGGAUCUGGAACACUCCAUGGCAAUGGAAGUCUCCAUUCUGGCUCUAAUUCGGGUUCUAGCUUUGGUACCGGUUCUGGUUUAUCGUUUGCCUCAGCGACUCCUUGGAGAAAAUCAAAUGUAAAAUAUACAAACAAUGAGAUGUUUGUAGACAUCAUAGAAACUAUCAACGUCAUCUUGAGACCAACUAGGAACUCCUCGAAGGCGUCCAAAUUGGCAUCGUCGUCGUCGGCCUUCUACUCGACCUCUGGACUUCAAGGUGGUGGCACUUCCAAACUUGUUGCGGUCACAGGGACCAUUGAUGGACAGAUUGAAUUCACAUCACAUCUCACUGGAAUUCCUGACCUACAAUUGUCUCUUCAAACUCCCUAUGGGGUUGAGAUUUCUGGUACUUCGUUCCAUCAAUGUAUCAGAUCUCCCCUUGAACGUUGGAGUAGUAAAAAUGGUGGCGUACUCUCAUUCAUCCCUGCUGACGGUAAGUCCACCCUUAUGACCUACCAAGUGGAUCUCUCUGCAUCGAAUAACACCAGCCAGAUCGGUCUUGUUGAUGUAGAAUUCACCACGGGGCUUGGAGCACAUCAAAACGAAUUCGAAGUGAAACUCUUCAUCAAACAAAACAAGGGCACCACCAAGAUUGAAGACUUUACCGUACAAGUCGUGUGUCCUGCCCUCACAGAGGAACCAUCAUCGACGAUACGAUCGGGUAGAGUCACCCAUGGGGACUUUUCUUACCGUGGACAUGGGGUUGGAGAAUGGAAUCUUCGUGGUCUUUCCACGGGUGUUCAACCAAUUCUUCGUGGUUCGAUCACAGGCGGUGCAUUGGAUAGUGAUGACGAUUUGAUCCUUUCCAAGGAGUCUGACGUCGACCGUGGCAGUGCUGCAUCGACGCCAACCAACUCCUCUCAAGCCCCGGGGUCGACUGCUCUUCAACCGGAAUACUUGAGAUUGUCCUACAACACCAAAGGCCAUGUCCCGAGCGGCCUCAAGGUUGAGUCUCUCAAGCUCAUAUCGGCCAGAGGCAUGGGGGAAGCCGUGAAACCGUACAAGGGAGUGAAGUAUAUAACCAGGACUGGCGAGUACAUAGUUAGAAGGUAA
[Candida] anglica is the source of this 1644-nucleotide messenger RNA. NCBI's taxonomy places the organism in Eukaryota, Fungi, Ascomycota, Pichiomycetes, Serinales, Debaryomycetaceae. The record is from the annotation of a GenBank genome assembly.